UCCUGAUUGGUUGUUACGGAUUUCCUAGAACAUUUCUAUUGGCUGCCGGGUUGCGAGGACGAAAUUGAAAUAGCGUCCAAAAAACGCUUAAAGACACUUCCUCCAGUCAGUAGUGGUUGCGGUAUUAAAGUGUUUGAUUCUUCGAUGAUAUGGGGGACGACCCGGAGCCACAUGUCACUCCAGACACACCAGGGAGAACCUCAAUAAGGAAUCCAUUUGAAAGUCCCAAUGACUACCGCCACCUCCGCGAGCCCCUGGUUCCCAGUCCGUCUGUUUUCAAGUUAUCCCAAGCUGCUCCCUCCGGGUUCAAUUGGUCAAUCGAGGAUAUGGCCAGUCUGCUUCCAGUGCACAUCGAUCCAGAGGAGAUUCAGCGACAGUCAUUUUACCUCAGCCAAACGAGGAUGGACUCGGACAUUGAAGAAAAACGUCAGAAUGCUAUCGAGCAGUUUUUUACCAAAGGACCAAUUGUGCCUUCUCCAUGGUCUACGUCAGACCCCCGUAGAAUACCUCACGCAUCUAAGACCUGGUCUCUGUCUCCGAUGCUGGAGGAGUCAGAAAAAAAAUCAGUUGCCUCUCAGACGAUUCUCUCGUUACCGGUGGCCUUUGAUUUGGAGAGACUUCUCGGGGAAUAUUACCGCACCGAGGAAGCGGCGAGCGAUGGCGCUCACGAGAGCCUGAGCCAGUCCUCCUUGAGGCGUAAACUUUUCCUGGAUGGCCACAGCAGCUGCAGCGGCUCCGACAGCUCCGGUCCACCGAGCCCAGACCGAGGGCAUUCUCGGGAAGUGAGGCCGUUGACCCAGGGAGAAGAUUUUGUGGGUCAAGCUGCCAUGUUUUCAUCCCCUGUAUCCUGCGGUGUGUCUGCUUCAACGCCCUCUACGAGUCAGUUCUCAUCCAGUCCCAUCCAGACCGGCUGCUUCCGGGACUGCAGCAGCGCCAGCCCGCUCUUCCCUGAUAAGUCAUCCCCUGCGGACGCGGCCUCGCCCAUCGUUUCACCCAUCGUCGCACAUACCCAGCGCACACCCACAGGCCCAGCCGAGUGGAAGCGACCUUGCAGUUUGACUCCCCACAGCAUCCCCCUGGACGUGAACGUCGCCUCCUUUGCCAUGAGUCCGGACGUGGAGGGCUGCUCUCCCAUCCGGAGCUGUUCUCCACACCAGCGCCACCCCCGAGCGAAUCCCAGGCCUCGAUUCCGUUGCUGCACCACCCCGCCCCGAAUUGCCCCCGUCCUCAAUCCCAAACUACCAGACGCCCAGGAGGCCGAGGACCCACCACCGGCCGGACUCUCGAUGGAUUGUGAUCUAUCCUCCCCUCUGGCUCGGGGCAAUAGUGCUCCCGGUGUGGAGAACUUGGGAUUCGGUGACACUGUGAAGAUGGAGAACGAGCAGGAGUUCAGGAUGGAGGAGAAACUGGAAGAAGAGGAUGAGGAGGGGGCCAACGGGGGUCUCUCCGGACGGCUGACCAGCUCUCGGAUGGGCAACGUGUCGUCGGCCACGGAAAACUCCCAAAUGUGUCUCUCUCUUUUGACGGAGCGCAGCAGUAUACGCUAUGAUUCCAGUAUGCAGGUGGACAGCGGCUACCAAACGACCUCGACGACGGCCGGCAGUCUGAUCGACGGCCUCGCCUCCGACUAUCACGGCAAAGAGUCCUUCAGCGCCAAUCUCGCCGACGAGACCUCCCACCUCACCAAAACCUCGAAAGUCAAGGUGUGGUAUCCUCAUCACUGAACUGUUUCAUGCACGCAUCAAGAGGGAAACCCACUUCUUACAGUUUUUUUCUUUUUAAAACAGUUCUUUAGUUCUCCACAAAUGUUACGGGAGGCAUUAAAUCAGGUUGUGCAGCGAGUUAUCACACGGCAUUGCCGGCAAAUCUGUGGAAAAGUAGCUGGCCGCGGUUUUAUGAGGUGCUGCCGUAAUCAUGCAGGCGAUAUCAAAAAUGUGCUGUAUUUUUU
Hippocampus zosterae (dwarf seahorse) is the source of this 1948-nucleotide messenger RNA. It is a transcript of the gene bora, whose product is annotated as bora aurora kinase A activator. The coding region runs from base 150 to 1724 and encodes 524 amino acids. The transcript has 12 exons. Gene Ontology annotation, molecular function: protein kinase binding. Gene Ontology annotation, biological process: regulation of mitotic spindle organization; regulation of mitotic nuclear division; activation of protein kinase activity. Lineage: Eukaryota; Metazoa; Chordata; Actinopteri; Syngnathiformes; Syngnathidae. The record is from RefSeq and is a predicted model, not a curated record. Gene Ontology annotation, cellular component: cytoplasm; nucleus.